Molecule: messenger RNA, 3259 nt
Organism: Canis lupus familiaris (dog)
Lineage: Eukaryota; Metazoa; Chordata; Mammalia; Carnivora; Canidae
Gene: LVRN
Product: laeverin
Exons: 20
Coding region: 148-3126 (992 amino acids)
Biological process (GO): peptide catabolic process; proteolysis
Cellular component (GO): cytoplasm
Molecular function (GO): zinc ion binding; metalloaminopeptidase activity; peptide binding
Source: RefSeq, a predicted model, not a curated record
CCUGUCUCCCGAGCUCCUCGAGGCAAGGAGGAGACAGGGAGGAGGGACGGCACAGAGGAAGAGCGGGGGUCCCAUCACUCGCACCCCGGUCGAGGCUUGCUGCCGUCUGCCGGCGGCGCUCGGCUCGCGCUCGCCGGGGGCCCAGCCAUGGGGCCCCCUUCCAGCUCCGGCUUCUACGUGAGCCGCGCGGUGGCCCUGCUGCUGGCGGGGCUGGCGGCCGCGCUCCUGCUGGCGCUGCUGGUGCUCGCCGCCCUGUACGGCCGCUGCGCGCGCCUCCCGCCGUCGGAGCUCCGCCACCGCGGGCGCCCGGACGCCGCGCCCUCCCCGACCCGCUCGCCGGGGCAGCCUCUGGCCACCGGGCAGACCCGCCCCAGUCGUGAGCCCGCGGGGACGGCCGCCCCGGGCACCUGGCGACCCCCGGGGCCCUGGGACCAGCUGCGCCUGCCGCCCUGGCUCGUGCCGCUGCACUACGAGCUGGAGCUGUGGCCCCGGCUGCGGCCAAACGAGUCCUGGGCUUCGACGUUGACCUUCACCGGCCGCGUGAACAUCACGGUGCGCUGCACGGUGGCCACCGCGCGGCUGCUGCUGCACAGCCUCUUCCUGGACUGUGAGCGGGCGGAGGUGCGGGGUCCUCUCCCCUCCGGCGCGGAAGACCGCACGGUGGGCCGCGUGCCCGUGGACGACGUGUGGUUCGCCUCCGACAUGCAGUACAUGGUGCUGGAGCUCGGCGGGACCCUGCAGCCCGGCAGCCGCUAUGAGCUGCAGCUCAGCUUCUCUAGCCUGGUGUACCAGGACCUCAGGGAGGGACUCUUCUUCAACGUCUACACGGACCAGGGCGAGCGCAGGGUCCUGUUAGCAUCUCAGAUGGAACCAACAUUUGCCAGAAGUGUUUUUCCUUGUUUUGAUGAGCCAGCUCUAAAGGCAACUUUUAAUAUUACAAUUAUUCAUCAUCCAAGCUAUGUGGCCCUUUCUAAUAUGCCAAAACUAGGUCAGUCUACCAAGAGAGAUGUGAAUGGAAGCAUGUGGACCAUUACCACCUUUUCCACCACGCCCCCCAUGCCAACUUACUUAGUGGCGUUUGCCAUAUGCGACUAUGAUCAUGUCGACAGAACCGAAAGGGGCAAGCAGAUACGCAUCUGGGCCCGGAAAGACGCCAUCACAAAUGGAAAUGCAGAUUUCGCUUUGAACAUCACAGGUCCCAUCUUCUCUUUUCUGGAAGAUUUAUUUAAUAUCAGUUACCCUCUUCCUAAAACAGAUAUAAUUGCCUUGCCUACUUUUGACAACAGUGCCAUGGAAAAUUGGGGACUAUUGAUAUUUGAUGAGUCAUUAUUGUUGAUGCAACCAAAUGAUCAAGUAACAGACAAAAAGGCUGUGAUCUCCUUCAUUCUCUCCCACGAGAUUGGACAUCAGUGGUUUGGAAAUUUGGUUACCAUGAAUUGGUGGAACGAUAUCUGGCUCAAAGAGGGCUUUGCAUCUUAUUUUGAAUUUGGAGUAAUUAACUACUUCAAUCCUGAAUUCCCAAGAAAUGAGAUCUUUUUUUCUAACAUUUUACAUAAUGUCCUCAGUGAAGAUCACGCCCUGGUGUCUAGAGCUGUGUCCUUGAAGGUGGAAAAUUUCACAGAAACCAGUGAAAUAAAUGAGCUCUUUGACUUAUUUACUUACAACAAGGGAGCAUCUUUGGCCCGAAUGCUUUCCAGCUUCCUGAAUGAGAAUUUAUUUAUCAGUGCACUCAAGUCAUAUUUGAAGACAUUUUCUUACUCAAAUGCUGAGCAAGAUGAUCUAUGGAGACAUUUUCAAAUGGUCAUAGAUGAUCAGAAUAAAAUUCUUUUGCCAGCAACAGUAAAAAGCAUAAUGGACAGCUGGACACACCAGAGUGGUUUUCCAGUCAUUACCUUAAAUGUGUCCACUGGCGUCAUCAAACAGGAGCCAUUUUAUCUUGGGAAAGUUAAAAACGAGACUCUCCUAACCCACAAUGACACAUGGAUUAUACCUAUUCUCUGGAUAAAAAAUGGAACUGCACAGUCUCUGGUCUGGCUAGAUAAAAGCAGCAAAAUAUUCCCUGAAAUGAAAGUUUCAGCUUCGGAUCAUGACUGGGUGAUUCUAAAUUUAAAUGUGACUGGAUAUUACAGGGUUAACUAUGAUCAAUUAGGUUGGAAGAAGCUAAAUCAACAGCUUGAAAAAGAUCCUAAGGGCAUUCCUGUUAUCCACAGGCUGCAGCUGAUUGAUGAUGCCUUUUCCUUGUCUAAAAACAAUUAUAUUGAGAUUGAAACAGCACUUGAUUUAACCAAGUACCUUGCUGAAGAAGAUGAAAUCAUAGUGUGGUAUGCAGUCUUGGUGAACCUGGUAACCAAGGAUCUUGUUUUUGAUGUGAACAGCUAUGAUAUGUACCCAUUAUUAAAGAAGUAUCUAUUAAAGAGACUUAUUUCAAUAUGGAAUAUGUAUUCAACUGUGAUUCGUGAAAACAUGGCAACAUUACAAGAUGACUAUUUAGCCCUAGUAGCCCUGGAAAAACUUUUUGAAACUGCGUGCUGGUUGGGCCUUGAAGACUGUCUUCAGUUGUCAAGAGAGCUCUUCAAAAACUGGGCAAACCAUCCAGAGAAUGAAAUACCUUCUCCGAUUAAAAGUGUGAUUUUAUGUUAUGGCAUUGCCUUGGGAAGUGAUGAAGAAUGGGACUUUUUGUUAAAUAUGUACGCUAAUAAAACAAAGGAAGAAGAAAGGAUUCAACUUGCUUAUGCAAUGAGUUGCAGUAAAAACCCAUGGAUACUUAACAGAUACAUGGAGUACGCCAUUACUGCAUCUCCUUUCACUUUUAAUGAAACAAAUAUAAUUGAAGUUGUGGCAGCAUCUGAAGUUGGCCGGUACAUUGCAAAGGACUUUUUAGUCAACAAUUGGCAAGCUGUGAGUAAAAGGUAUGGAACACAAUCACUGGUUACUCUAAUGUAUAUAAUAGGGAGAACCAUAAGUACAGAUUUACAGAUCACAGAGCUGCAGCAGUUUUUCAGCAACAUGUUGGAGGAGCACCAGAGGCUCACAGUCCAUGCCAAAUUACAGACAAUAAAGAACAAAAAUCUGGAGAACAGAAUGCGAAAUGCCAGGAUGACGGCAUGGCUUCGGAAAAACACAUAACCCAGUGGCCACUUCCGGCGCCCCCCUGCCUGCUCUAACGGGUUUUGCUCACACUUUUGUCUCUCAAUACUUAGUGAGUCUGGAAAACCGCAUGUUUUGUUAUUUGUGUGUCAAUCGCUUUUGCUCCGGGCAA